Molecule: messenger RNA, 2705 nt
Organism: Arachis stenosperma
Lineage: Eukaryota; Viridiplantae; Streptophyta; Magnoliopsida; Fabales; Fabaceae
Product: phosphoglycerate mutase-like protein 4
Exons: 10
Coding region: 1458-2363 (301 amino acids)
Cellular component (GO): cytosol; cytoplasm
Molecular function (GO): phosphatase activity
Source: RefSeq, a predicted model, not a curated record
ACUCACUCAGUCACUCGUCCUUCUCCUUCCUCUUACCUGUGCCUCUCAUCUCGAGCUCCUCCCUCACUCCACACUCUUCUUCUUCAACCUUUGAACUGGAACGUUUUGCCACUGCUGCCGUUCUUCUUCGUCGUCGUUCUUCAACAUCCAACCACCGCCGCUGUCCGCGCAGCAAAAGCGUCGUCGCAACGCAUGUUCCGCCUCUGUUUUCCCGUGAUUCCACCGCUGUCUCGCGAGGUUCUACCGCUCUUCAAGCUCUUUCUGUUGCGCUCCAGCCCCCGUCUUCCUGUUCGAGCUGCUUAGCCCUCUCUUCCGACUCUUCCGUCGCGUGUUAAAGCUCCAGCUCCCUCUCCCUGUUCUGAUCGAAUUUCAGAACAUGCUCCAGCUUAAGAUUGUUGUGUUGUGUAGUUCGUGCUUUAGUAAUCAGCUCGGCAAUGACAGCUCCACCGGCGAUGACGACAGCUUGGCGGCAGCAACUUGACAGAGGCUUCAUUUAGUAAUCAGUAGUAUUAUUUGUAGUGUUCAGAUAAGGUUGUGGUUUAAUGGACCCUGCAAACGUAGUGUUCGACAAAACGAAUUCUUCCAUGGACUCUUCGAUCCUCGUCGCAAUCCGAGUUUGUGACAAAUCAAAACGGAAAAGAGCACUCCAAUGAUGUCCUUGAAAUGUCACUAUCUCUAGCAAAACCCAGUAACUAGAGCGGUUCGAUAACCGGUUCGAUUCUCAGAACCUUGAUUUUUUAUAUUUGUAUUUUUUCUGGGAGAGAGAGAGAUCAGGCGGCUCGCGGUAAGAUCUGAGAGAGAGAGAGAUCAAGCAGCUCACCGAGAGACGCUUGGGGCGAUGACUACUGUGGCAGAAGGGCGGUCCGUUGAUAGUGACGGCUCGGAGUGGAAUCCGCGAGUACGGUACCGCGGCGGCGGUGAUCUCGUCACAGUGAGAGCCGGCGGCUGAAGGGUUCGCCGGCAGUGAGCUCGAUGGCAGAGGGAGAUAGGGUUCGAAGGUUGUAGAGAGGCGAUGGUGGCGGUAUGAUAGCUGAAAGGGAGGAAGAAGGGGACUUACGGUGGUAGAAGAUGGUGGUUGCGGUUGAGGAGGGAGGAGACCCAAGCUGUGAGGGUGGUGAAAGAAAGUGGCGGUGGUUGAUGUGGUUUCGGUGGUUUCAUGCGGCGUGGGAGAACGGAGAGAGAUCGGCGGUUGGGAAGGAGGAAAAAGAGAACCACCGGUGGUCUUCCAUGAUAAGAUCUCUAUUUAUUUAUUUAUAUUUGGAAAGAAAAGCAUGGUCUGGUGGUUGUUCUUACUUUUGCAGAUGCAGAUGAUGUCGUUGAUGUCAAAAUGUAGAUCAAACUUGAAACUAUUCUGAAACUAAGGGAGUUUGAACAGAGUGAACAGUUGUCCAUAGCAUUCUUGAGUGGACUUGCUCAUAACCUGUUACCACAUGUGGAAAGGGCGAAGGCACUAGGAAAUGAACACUUGGUUGUGUGUGAAUGACAGCAUCAGCGUAAGCAUACCGAAACAUAAAUAUUCUCGCUCCCAUUCCUAUUCUUUUCCGCCAAUCCCACUCCCACUCCCUUUUUUUCUGCGCCUCAAAUCCGUUGCUUCUCUCCCCAAACAACAAGCCUUAAACGUCUCUUUGACUCGCCACUCAACUCACUCACUCCAAAUGGCCGAUUCUUCCAUCUCCGAUUCCGACUCCAGCCAUCCUCAUCCAGAGUAUGCAGAGAUUGUUGUGGUGCGUCAUGGUGAAACAGCAUGGAAUGCUGAUGGAAGAAUUCAGGGACAUCUAGAUGUUGAAUUAAACGAAGCUGGAAGACAGCAAGCAGCUGCAGUGGCUGAUAGACUAUCCAGGGAGCCUAAGAUCUCUUUUAUAUAUUCUUCCGACUUGCAACGAGCUUAUGAAACAGCACAGAUUAUUGCAUCCAGAUGUGGAGGGCUAGAGGUUAUCAAGGAUUCUGACCUACGGGAAAGACACCUAGGGGAUCUUCAAGGCCUUAUUUAUCGUGAAGCAGCAAAGACUCAUCCCAUAGCCCACAAAGCUUUUUCAUCUAGGAAUGAAGAUCAAGAAAUCCCAGGUGGUGGAGAAAGUAUUGCCCAGCUUUUCCAGCGCUGCACAUCUGCAUUGCAGAGAAUUGGAAGAAAGCAUAAAGGGGAGAGAGUAGUAGUUGUUACUCACGGAGGAUUCAUUCGAUCACUUUACAGGUGGGCGUGCCCAAAUGGGAGGCCUGCUGGGAAGAUACAUAACACAUCAGUGAAUGUUUUUCACAUGUACGGUGAGGACAAAUGGACCUUAAAAUUGUGGGGUGAUGUUAGCCAUCUUAGCCAAGAUGAGUUUCUGGCAUCAGGGUUUGGGGGUGACAGAACUUCAGGUUAGGCUGUAAUACCAAUCCUUGCUUGACCUUACCACUGAUUAUGGUUGCUUCUCUUCCAAAUGUAACAAUAAAGUGUUAGUUUUGAGCAAGAAGAGAAGGAAAGAAUUUUAGGCUUGUUAAUUUACACUUUUAUAGCUUAGUAGCAACUAGAGAUCACUCGGGUAGUUCAUCAAUCUCCAUUGAGUUAUUAUUAUUGUUAUUAUUGUAAGCUUAAUUUUUACAUUGUGUAAUUCCUUCAUAAAUUUGAUUGAUUGUGCACUUCCCAACUCCGUCGUAUUAUUUUGGAAUGAGACACUUUUGAGUUCUAAAUAGUAAACAGCGGAUUGUUUCGGUUUUACACUUAG